Molecule: messenger RNA, 1232 nt
Organism: Impatiens glandulifera
Lineage: Eukaryota; Viridiplantae; Streptophyta; Magnoliopsida; Ericales; Balsaminaceae
Exons: 1
Coding region: 81-1061 (326 amino acids)
Source: RefSeq, a predicted model, not a curated record
UUGCUGUCUGCUACUACAAAAUGAUGAUGGUUUUAUAAGAGUGAGAGAAAUUAAGAGAGAGAGAGAGAGAGUAGAAAAAGAUGGCUCCAUUGCAGAAAGCUUCAUCACACGGAAGAACAUUAUCAUCAUCAUCUGAUAAUGAUCAAACAAUAAUAACAAUCCAACACUUCACCCACUCAAAACAUCCUCUUCAAAGAGUCUACAUCCAAGCAGAAUACAAUUGCGACGGCUGCAGCACCUUAGGUGGGGCUGGUUUCCGCUACCGCUGUUCGGCCGGCUGCGACUUCGACCUCCACGAGCAGUGCGCCACCUCUCCCUUUACUCUCUCCUCAAACCUCCACCCUAACCACCAGCUCAUCCUAGUCAACCAGCCCGGCAACGGCCAUUUCUGCAAUUGCUGUCGUCAGUCCGUUAACGGACUCUUCUAUACGUGUCGCCCCUGUAACGUCGACAUUCAUCCCAUCUGCACUCACACUCAGACUCAAGGCCAAGUUCUCCGCCCCACUGGCGCCCCUGCUCUUGCGACCCGUCCAAAAGUCAAUUGGGCCGCAUCACAACAACCUAAUAAUAAUAAUAUUAGUGUUAAUUCUUCUCGGUUUGUGAAUCAAGGAUUUCAACAACAACAACCAUAUAACAACAACAACGGUUUUGUAACAGCACCAGCAGCAAAUCCAACAGUGAAUUGGGCCGCAUCACAACAACCUAAUGGUGUUAAUUCUCCUACGUUUGUGAAUCAAGGAUUUCAACAACAACAACAACAACAACAAACAUAUAACAACAACAACGGUUUUGUGACAGCACCAGCAGCAAAUCCAACAGUGAUCAAUUGGGGCGCAUCACAACUACCUAAUGGUGUUAAUUCUACUAGGUUUGUGAAUCAAGGAUUUCAACAACAACAGCAACAACAACCAUAUAACAACAACAACAACAACGGUUUUGUAGCAGCACCAGCAGCAGGAGCAGCAACCGGGUCUAAUAGGCAGACCAAUAAUAAUACUCAGUUAAUAGGUAAGCUUGUGAGAAAAGCUGUGACAGCUUCAAUAUUUGGGGUUCCAUUAUAGGUAAUUAGGUCCUUCAUCAAUUUUAUAUAACUUUCUAUUUCUUUAUUAUUCAACUGUUGUUCAUAUCUUAAUUAUGCUAUGUGUGUCUGCUGCGAGCUGUUUCAAUCUGAUUUGGAAUAUUUUCAUUUUCUUGUUUGUUUCAUCAUUUUAACUAAAUCAUUUCAUUUUGAA